CGGUGUAGCUCGGCAGACAGUGAAGGGUUAACGUGUAAUAGGAUGAAUGGAUAUUGUGACGAACAGAGUCUGAUUACAGCCUGAGAAGACAGGCUGGGUUGUGGAGGGACGACUCCUUCGCUAUCGAUCUUAGUGCUUCCAUAAACUUUAGAGGUAAGCACACGCCAUUUCAUUUUAGCCGCGGAAAAUAUUGCGUGUUUUACACAGACACCGAACCUGCUAACGAGGUUAAAUCCAGGCAUUUUACGUUGAUGCAUCGUGGCGGAGGGGAGUACGACUUAUACAAGAUGUUGAAAUGAAGAUUUUUAACAUUGGACCGAGAAUUCGCUUUUAACAUCUAAUUGUUCAAGUGUCAACCCGAGAGGGAAACAACAACCCCCAGGUGCAUUCUUUACUUCUGGGGUCCUCCAGCACGGAGCGAAACAGGCUUUAUCUGCUCCACUGUCUUCCAAGCCCGGGAGACAUCCUUUGGGACAUCUGUACAUAUCUAUUUUUGUCUCUGUGAAGUUUCAUCUCAAGCCGCCAUCAUUCCGUGCUGCAAGGCGGACCGCAAAAUGUCCUCUGAUGGAGACCUAAAUACCCUUGAAAGCUGCAAUAGUUUCUGGGAGCCAGGAAACUACAAGAGAACGGUGAAGCGGGUAGACGAUGGCCAUCGACUAUGUAAUGAGUUGGUCAGCUGUUUCCAGGAACGUGCUAAGAUCGAGAAAAGCUAUGCUGUGCAGCUGAGUGACUGGGCCAAGAGGUGGAGAAGUGUGGUCGAGAAAGGGCCUCAGUAUGGUACCCUGGAGAAGGCGUGGCAUGCAUUCAUGCAGGCAGCCGAUCGGCUGUGUGAGCUGCAUCAAGAACUGCGUGACCAACUGGUUGGAGAAGACAGUGAGAAGGUGCGAUGUUGGCAGAAAGAAGCCUACCACAAACAGAUGAUGGGAAGUUUCAGGGAGACUAAGGAGGCUGACGAAGGCUUCCGCAAAGCCCAGAAACCAUGGGUCCGCAAAUUAAAAGAGGUGGACUCAACUAAAAAGAGUUAUCAUCAGGCCAAGAAGGAGGAAUGGACAGCCAUUAAUAGGGAAAGCCACGCUAAGGCCGACACAUCCAAGUCUCAAGAGGAAGUCAGCAAAUACACGACUCGGGUGGAGCGCUGCAACCAGGAGGCUGAAAAAGCAAAAGAGCAUUAUGAAAAGGCCCUAGAAGAGUUGAACCGCUGUAACCCUCGCUACAUGGAAGACAUGGAACAGGUGUUCGACCUCACCCAGGAAGCUGAGCGCAAGAGGCUGUUCUUCUUUAAAGAGGUUCUGCUGGACAUCCAUACACACCUUGACCUGUCCAGCAAAGAAGGUUUCAGAGAGCUGUACCAGGACCUGGGUCGGACCAUCCGAUCAGCGAAUGAGGCAGAAGAUCUCCGAUGGUGGAGGAACACCCACGGACCAGGAAUGAGCAUGAACUGGCCACAGUAUGAAGAGUGGUCGCCAGAGUCAAGUCGGCCAAUCAGCAGGAAGGAGCGAGAAUCUGAUGACAGUGUAGUCACCCUCACCAACAUUGUCACGUCAGGCAGAGUGAACGUCUCACCCAGCUCCAUCACCCAAAAUGCCACCAGGGUUGUGAAAGACUAUUCGUCAGACUGGUCCGAUGAAGAUAACCCAAAGAAGGUGGCAGAAAACGGUGUUGGAGAAUUGGAGGCCAAAGAGGAGCAGGUAGAGGGUGUGCGAGUCCGAGCGCUCUAUGAUUACACGGGUCAGGAGGGGGAUGAGCUCAGCUUCAAAGCAGAUGAGCAUGACGAGGGACACAUUCUGACCGGCUCCGAGGCUGGCAGUACUAGCGCCAGUUCAGGUCUACCUCUCGCUUCUACUUUCAUCGCGGCAGGGACGAAAGAGUACACUCAGGCCAGGAUAGACGAAAGUCACCGAGCAGUGGCUAAGUUUGUGGUCAAAGGCGUUCACCCAUUUGCCACAGUAGGUGCUCCUGAUUUUCGGAGAGGAGCUGCUGAAGCUGGGCGAGGAAGACGAGCAAGGCUGGUGUAAAGGACAGCUGAGCAGCGGCCAGGCGGGCCUUUAUCCCGCUAACUACGUCCAGCUCGCAAGCUCCUGAUGGAGAACCCCCCACCCUUCACUAGAGGACCACAUCUGUCAAAAUUAGCCCCGACUGGAUUACUGACUUAAAAACUUUCCGCCACUUUUAUGUUCCGCACAAUUCCGGAAAAACACUUUUAACAGCCACAACAAACGCCCGAAGAGAAUUCUAACAAACAAUGACAUCAUCCAUUUCCAACCGUCGUCCAUCUCACUUGACAUAAUCGUUGCGCUGCUUGGUGUGGUCAAUGCUAGCCAGGUGCCUAGCUAAGCUAUCUCCCGUUUCAUCAGAUUUAUUUAGAAAUAUUCUUUAAAAGAGAUUGUGUAAAAAAAAAAAAAAAAAAAAUGUACAAAACCAAAUAUGUAUUUUAGGAUACGUUUGUAAAUCCACAAAUGGAUUUCUUUGUUUUCUCUAUUCCUUUUACCCGGUGUUUGAAAAUAGAACUGCAUGUAGGUUAUAAUGCUUUGCGGCGCCGCCCUGCUGUCUGGCUGGGGGAUUACACACUCUGAUUCCAGCUGCUGUUUUUUUUUUUUCACCUUUAAAAACUAAAUUGCAAUGUAAGCAAGAUUUUUUUGUGACAUUUUCCCCCUUUUUUAGCGUCUUGUUGAAUUUGUCGAGUGUGUGACUUAUUUUCUUUUACACGCGAUCGCUUAGUCAGCUGAUUUUGGGUAUGCGGAUAGUCAUUAUUUUAUAAUUGUGUUUAAUAUAAUGAUGGCUCCAGAUUUUUCUGUAAAUUUAGCAGCGCUCUUUGCAUCGAUAGUGCAAGUUGAAGCACACAAUGAAAUAUCUUUGCAUGUUUUUAAGUUCAUGAGGGGACUUUUUCUCUGCUUUGGAUCAAAGAAACUAACGUGAGCAUUUUGAUUUUACUUUUUCUUCCCUAACAUGUCAUCUCUACAACACAUAAAGUUGUUAAUUCCA
Molecule: messenger RNA, 2982 nt
Organism: Nerophis lumbriciformis (worm pipefish)
Lineage: Eukaryota; Metazoa; Chordata; Actinopteri; Syngnathiformes; Syngnathidae
Gene: pacsin3
Product: protein kinase C and casein kinase substrate in neurons 3
Biological process (GO): regulation of endocytosis; cytoskeleton organization; plasma membrane tubulation
Cellular component (GO): plasma membrane; endosome; cytoplasm
Molecular function (GO): protein binding; phospholipid binding
Source: RefSeq, a predicted model, not a curated record